AUCACUCUCUGGGGUUCUGCAAAUACAUAAUCAUCUGAGCCUUCUGGUUUUGCUUUCCUGCCGUUAAAUAGAAGAUUCUCUUCUCGAAGUUAUCACAGUUGCUAGACUCUGGUUUGGUCUUCCCUUCUUUCUCCAAUUAAAUAAAUUUAUGUAUAUGCCAUCUGUUUCUUUUAUUCUUGGCCAUGGAGGUAAGCUUUAGCCUUGAUGAUUCCAUUUUCGUCCCAGAAAUUACAACUCUUAUUCUUGUGACUCUAGUUACAAUUUUGGCUGGAUGGUGGAGAUACAGAGUAUAUCCUCAGCUUGGAAGAAAGCCUCCUCCAGGGAAAUUGGGUUUGCCUCUUGUUAGAGAAUCUUUAAGCUUCUUGAAGGCUUAUAAAAAGAACCAGCUUGCUGAAUGGGUGAAGAAGCGUACAUUUGAGCGUGGACCAACAUUCAAGACCUCACUCAUGGGUUCUGAUGCUGCUGUUAUAACUGGCCUAGCAGGAAACAGAUUUAUAUACACUGCCACUGAUAGUGGCAUUGCAGCUAACCAACCAGCUCCUGUAAGAGCCACACUUGGAAAAAAAAAUACUAUCUUCGAGAUUUCUGGGCCUAGAUACAAGCUUGUUAAGAGCGCAAUUAUAAAUUUUCUAAGACCUGAAAGCAUCCAAAGAUAUGUAUGUGAAAUGGAUUCACUCAUCAAGCAACAAUUAUUCCUGGAACUCAAUGAUAGGGAGUCAGUAAAGCUGGUACCCUUGCUGAAGAAAGCUGCAUUUAAAGUCACUUGCAGUUUGCUUUUCAGAUUAUCGGAAGAAAAGGAAAGAGAAACAUUGUUUGAGGAUUUUUCAAUUGCCCUCAGAGGAAUGUGGAGCAUCCUUUUGAAUUUUCCAGGGACCUUGUAUAGAAAAUCAUCUACUGCUUGAGCCAGGACAAGAAAUUUGUGCAGUCAGCCAAUUGCCAGGAGGAGAAGAGAAUUGGAAGAAAGGAAAGUGAGUUCUCAUGACGAUAUUAUAUCAAGUUUAGUUAGUCUGAGAGAUGAAGAUGGUAAACCCUUGUUAGAAGAAGAAAUUAUUGAUAAUCUUAUUACUCUAAUGAUUGCAAGCCAUGACACUACUGCAACACUACUAAGUCAUUUUGUAAGACUCCUAGCCGGGGAUGCCGAAAUUUGUGAUAAAGUCCUCGAAGAGCAAAAGGAAGUUGUGAAGGCUAUUGAAGGAACUGGUGGAAGAUCAGUUGGCAAGAGGUGCAAAUGAUGAAAUACACAUGGAUUGUAGCUCAAGAAAUCAUGAGAUUAUCUCCUCCAGUUCUUGGCAGUUUCAGACGUGCUUGGAAAGACACCAAGUUUGAUGGUUUUGAUAUCCCCAAAGGAUGGCUGGUGUUAAUCAAUUGCUGUAAAUAUAAUUCCUGGCUUGAUCCAAUUUGCUUUUGUAGAUGUGUGUGUGUGUAAGCUUUCGACUGAAAUUUUCAGGUGCUGUGGGUAACUUUCAGUACCCAUUUGGAUGAUAAAAUAUUUGCAGACCCAGAAAAAAUUGAUCCAUCAAGAUUCCAGAGCCUGACAAAGCGGAU
This is a messenger RNA of Mangifera indica (mango), 1545 nucleotides long. Its product is annotated as taxane 13-alpha-hydroxylase-like. The transcript is spliced from 3 exons. Bases 183 to 902 code for a protein of 239 amino acids. Gene Ontology annotation, biological process: sterol metabolic process. Lineage: Eukaryota; Viridiplantae; Streptophyta; Magnoliopsida; Sapindales; Anacardiaceae. The record is from RefSeq and is a predicted model, not a curated record. Gene Ontology annotation, molecular function: monooxygenase activity; heme binding; oxidoreductase activity, acting on paired donors, with incorporation or reduction of molecular oxygen.